AUGGCGAUGGCCGCCCGCCCCCGGCAUCCCCGCGGGGUCCGCCCGCUCCCCCUGCCCGCCACCGGCACAGAGCGCGCCGGGACCGGGCAGCGCCGGGAGCCCCCGCCAGCCCAGCCCCGCUGCGCGGAGGAGCCCGGUGCCGGGGCUGCGGGAGCGCACCCACCGCGCCAACCGGGCGGCAGCCUCGUCCGCGGGCUGGGGAGCCGACCGCUCGCCCGGGCUGAGCGAAAAGCCGCACCGGGAAUUUUGGGGGUGCCGACGGUGAAGGUGCGCCCGGGCCCGGCCCUGCCCGGGGAGGGAGCGCGUCCCCGGCUCCGGCCGCAGCCCGGCGAGGUGCCCGCCAGCCCUGCGGGGCCCUGCGAGCGCUGCCUGCCGCCUCCUGCCAACCGCACACCAGAUACCUCCUCAGAUACGUGUUUGUUCUUCCCGAAAACCUCUCGCGAAGAGCCGAGGGCGACCCGGGCUGAGGAGCUCCGGCCUCCUUCCGCGGAGCCCCGGCAGCUGCCUCCCGACGCCGCCUCCCCCCGGCCCCCCGAAACCGCAACCCAGGCGCCGCCGCCGCCCCCUCCCCGACGGCACCGGCCCGCCCAGCCCCGCUGCGCGGAGGAGCCCGGUGCCGGGGCUGCGGGAGCGCACCCACCGCGCCAACCGGGCGGCAGCCUCGUCCGCGGGCUGGGGAGCCGACCGCUCGCCCGGGCUGAGCGAAAAGCCGCACCGGGAAUUUUGGGGGUGCCGACGGUGAAGGUGCGCCCGGGCCCGGCCCUGCCCGGGGAGGGAGCGCGUCCCCGGCUCCGGCCGCAGCCCGGCGAGGUGCCCGCCAGCCCUGCGGGGCCCUGCGAGCGCUGCCUGCCGCCUCCUGCCAACCGCACACCAGAUACCUCCUCAGAUACGUGUUUGUUCUUCCCGAAAACCUCUCGCGAAGAGCCGAGGGCGACCCGGGCUGAGGAGCUCCGGCCUCCUUCCGCGGAGCCCCGGCAGCUGCCUCCCGACGCCGCCUCCCCCCGGCCCCCCGAAACCGCAACCCAGGCGCCGCCGCCGCCCCCUCCCCGACGGCACCGGCCCGGUACGGAGGCACCCACCGACAACCGGCUCCUGGGAAACGGGAGUCUCCAGCAGCGGCCGGGGCAGGACCGGCGCUGGGGCUCGGAGGGGCCGGGCGGGCAAGCCCGAGUCCCACGGACGGGAGAGGACCGACGGCCGUCCAGCCUCGGGGGGGGUGGCCCGACCCCUGCCACCCCCUGGCCAGGACCCCGACAGGGAGCUGGGACCCCGAUAUGGGGACAGGGCAGCUGCGGGGGCAAGGGGCCGGCGGGGUGGGGACGCUCGGCCACCGAUAAAGAGGCCGAGGAAAGAAACGGGAAGAACGGCAAAGUGAUCUGCGUUACAUCCGUGCGCCGGCGCCCGCUCUCACGCAACCGGAGCAUUUCGUACUUUGACACAACAUCCCCGGAGCGGGAGGGAGGCGGCAGGCGGGUGGGCGGCUUGGUCGGGGGGUGCACAACCCCCGGCAGCGCCAGCAUCCCCCGCCCCCGGUACAGCACGGCUCCCCCCUCGCCGCCUGUGCCGCCCCCGCACGCACCGCCGGGUAAUUAG
Messenger RNA from Calidris pugnax (ruff), 1593 nucleotides. RefSeq names its product basic proline-rich protein-like. The record is from RefSeq and is a predicted model, not a curated record. NCBI's taxonomy places the organism in Eukaryota, Metazoa, Chordata, Aves, Charadriiformes, Scolopacidae. Bases 1 to 1593 code for a protein of 530 amino acids. The transcript has 5 exons.